CUACCCCUCUUCCAAGGCACACCAAAUAAAAAUGAAAAAACAUCAGAUUUGAUUUCAAUAUGGUAUGCUAUUUCAGUAUGGUAUUCCAAUGAUGGGGUGCUAUUCCUCCCACUGACACCAAUGAUGAGGCACUACUCCUCCCACUGACACCAAUGAUGGGGCACUAUUCCUCCCACUGACACCAAUGAUGUGGGAAGAAUCGUGCCCCAUCAUUGGUGUCAGUGGGAAGAAUCGUGCCCCAUCAUUGGUGUCAGUGGGAAGAAUCGUGCCCCAUCAUUGGUGUCAGUGGGAAGAAUCGUGCCCCAUCAUUGGUGUCAGUGGGAGGAAUAGUGUCCCAUCAUUGGUGUCAGUGGGAGGAAUAGUGCUC
Molecule: messenger RNA, 367 nt
Organism: Staurois parvus
Lineage: Eukaryota; Metazoa; Chordata; Amphibia; Anura; Ranidae
Source: the annotation of a GenBank genome assembly